This is a messenger RNA of Symbiodinium necroappetens, 4230 nucleotides long. The record is from the annotation of a GenBank genome assembly. NCBI's taxonomy places the organism in Eukaryota, Dinophyceae, Suessiales, Symbiodiniaceae.
AUGAGCAUAAAUGCAGAUCCAUUCGGCCUGCCGGAUGGCGGCACCACAACGACUGGUCAGCUGGUUAUGAGCAUUGCACAGAGUGGAUCCGACAAUGGCCUCAAAUGCUUCGAGACGUUGGUCAAGGCGGUGUGCAAUACGGUCGACAAGCCCGAGGAGCCCAGGUACAGAGAGCUUCGACGUGAUGUUGCUGCAGUUGUCCAGGUCGAUGCAGUCCCUGCCUGUGCAAUGCUUUUGCGGAGACUGGGCUUCAAGGACAUGGGUGAUCGGUACCGUCUUCAGAACAGCGGUCUCCGGUCUUCUGAGGUCGCUCGUUUCCAGAGUGCACUGAAUGAGCUGGAGCAUUGCAGUGACCUCGUGGUCCGCCUGGCUCCAGCCAUCCAUGCCUUGGGUCUUCACUGGACCAAGCCCGAUGGGAGCUCCACGUUUAUGCCUGGUCCCACAUAUCGAGAACGCCAGCAGCGAGAUCGUGACUUGCUCCAGAGUGCGAGAAAUGGAGGUUCCUGGACCGGGCAGACGGCCCCGGGAGAUCUCCCUUCUGCCGAAGAUGAGGAGGAUGCGCAGCUGCAGGAAGCACUCAGACUGUCGAUGAUCGAAAGUAGCAAUCCAUGGCUCCGCGCCCUCCUUCGUGCAUCCAUGCGCGAGCGGCUUCGCACAAAGACCAUCGCAAUUACGGAUCGAAAGUCUGAUGCAGCGAUGGUUCUUUCAGGCAGCCUAGCUUCACGAAUGCGGCUGAGAAGCUGCGAAACAACGAUGGACAGGUCGUCCGUCCGACUCCCUGUCAAUCCUUUGCCGGUGGACGCACUGAACCCCUUUCAGGCCCCUUCAGACCAGACGAUCAAGAGAGUAACAGCCUUGGAGACUUCCAUGAUGGAGAUCACACGGCGUCUGGAUGACUGGACGGAGGUCACGCGACAAGGAAUUGCAGAUUUGCGGGCCGAGAUUGGCGCAGUCAAGCUCGAGCAGCGCUUUUCGCAGACCUUGCGAAAUGCACCAAACGAAGGAGAUGUGCUGAAUGGUUUCCGGCAGGACGCUGCCACCGGUACUCCUUUGGAGGGUGGAAAGCAGGCGGAAGACAGUGGUGAGGGCCUGAAGCAUCGCUUCGAGGUUUUUGAGGAGAAGCUGUCCGCCAUCCACAGCGAGCACAUGUUGGACACAACUUCCAUGAGAGAACGGCUGGAGGCUGCUUUACAGCAAAGUGACAGUCAGACCUCGCGAGCGGAUGAACUCCAGGCACUCCUCAAGGAAGAAGAGGGCCGUCGUAUGUUGCUCUUCGUCCGUCUCGAAGCUGUGGAGGCUUCGCUGCAAGACCUGCGAACGAAUCAGCGGGACAUCGCUUCAGCGAAUGAGGUGACGGAGAGGGUCUUGAAGGGUGAGCUGAAGAAGGAGGCAUCUGGAAUGCUUCAGGAACUGGACGCUCGCCUAAAAGCCCUGGAAAGUUCAGCCGCGACAGACACAGUCGCUGCGGUUCAGAGCAACACUGCUGCCGACCUGGGCGAAAUGCGGGCAUCGCUUUUGUCAUCAACAAACGACAUUCAGCGCUUGGCCAAGGAAGUCGCAACGAUCCGGGAGGAACAUGAUCAAGCGAUUGGAGACCUUGGCAGUCUCACCGAACGUGUGGCCAAGUCCGCCAUUGCGGGCAUUCAGCGUUCGGAGGUGGAGCUGUCUCAGCUCAUCCUAGCACGGGUGGAACCACGCGUCGCUUCUUUGGAGGCAAAGAUCGGCGGCACCCAGGCAGAGGACCUCACGGAGUCCACCGAAACGGGGAUCAUGGGAGCCACCAGGCAUGUGGCUGAAACAUCUUCCUCCGAGGUGGAGCCGAGCUGGGUUCAGGACGAGAGGAAAAGCCAAGGCAAAGGCCCUGACGGCCCUGACAAUCUUCGACAGGGUGUCAAAGACAAGCUGCAGGGAAUUACAGACGCGGUUCAGCAGGUCCUGGGCGCCCUCGAGUCUGGCGAGAAAGUCGGUGAGACUAGACCGCCAGGAACCCUUGACAAGCAACGCAUGCAAGAGAGCUCGCAGCCGACGAGCGCACUCGCUGCACCUGAUUUCUGGCAAGCCAGUAGGGAAGUCCUGAGUGCCAAUCCACGCACUGCCUCGAAAGCCACCUGCUGCCAAUACAAACUGUCAAGAGGCAAAGAUCUGGAGAUCUCCAUUCCUUCCGAGCUGGAGGAAGCAUUUCCGCUUCCGCUUCGAGUUCGCAACACCUUCAUAGAUGUGGGCGAUGAUGAGCAGCUCUCGGAACAAACGGCACAAUCUGCGCCUGCAAGGCAUGCUGGUCGGAUACACCAACUUUGGCGAGAAGGGUUCUCCACUCCUUGCAAGAGCCCAGUCGGACCGCAGCUGAAAGAGACCGUAGAGUGCCCUCCACCAAAGCCAGUUCUGCGCCUGGUUGAUGUCUUGCCAGGAAAUCCAGAACCACUGGUCGGCAACAGCUACGACGGCUAUGAUGGCUGCGGACGGACGCAGAGGACGCCUUGGGCAGAUCUGUCUGCAGGAUGCCAAGGCACGUCGAAUGGACCUCCUGACAGUGCUCCUGCAGCACGACUUGGCCUGGUCAACUUAAAUCCUCCAAGCCCAACGCCUGCAGCGGCGGUGCCAAGCCCUUUCAUUCACGGGAUGUACAGCACUUCGAAGACCGAAACGAAGGUCCAAGAUGUAAAAACGCCACCGUGCUGGGGAGGCAUUUGGCACCCUUCUCAAGGUGAAACUUGGCAGCCUCGCCUUGAGCGCUUCGACCGUGACCGCUUCGACCGCUUUGACCGUCAAGGAUGCCAGGGACAUCCGGUACCGCCGGUGCCGACAAGCUUAGGAUGCCGACCUCCAGAGAUGGUACCCCAGGUGCCGGUUCCAUGUAUUCCGUCCACACAUGUCCGAAAGCCAUUCGGAGAGCCGUGGCUCACAAGGACCAAGCCGCAAGUGGACUCAUACCCUGUGGGGCCUCUGGCCACUAGCCCACUUGUGACAGUGCCAGCUCCUGUCGGGCCCGCGCCGGGAUCCUUCGAACUUCCCAGCAUUGGAUCGCAAGGGCAUUCCGUGGGCCAAUGCAAGCCUUGUGCGUUUCUCCACACGAAGGGGUGCGACAACGGCGCCGUGUGCAAGUUCUGCCACCUAUGUGAGCCGGGCGAGAAGAAGCGCCGCCAGAAGGAGAAGAGACAGAUGAUGCGAGGCAGCAGCUUGCCAAGUAGGUGCGCAGUGAAAGAUGGAUUGCCACAUGUCCUGGCCAAAGGUCGGGGCUGGCCAGCCUUGGCAGCGGAGGGCACGGCGGGCACGGAACCGGACAUGGGCGCCGAGGGCUGUUGCACCGUCCUCGCCCCCAGUGAAAUUCUCGACUCGGAGCCUUGGAGUGAAAUACCUGGAACUGAGGGUUUCGUGGGACAAAUCGCCAACGACAUCGACAGAGAACUUGCUGAGCCACGGCCACGACCUUUGAUCUUUCCAUUCUCAACGGUGGUAGCAUCUGCUCAGUGUCACAGAUUGGUGAGGCACGUUGCUUCGGAAGGGCCGAAAGAGUUCCGCCUUUCCGCCCUUUUGUCGAGCCGACGGCUCUGCCGGGACACCGCGAGAUUCCAGGAGCCGACUCCGCGAGGCUGGGAUCGCCUUGGCACAAGCCCACCCAGCAGCAUCGCCUGCACGCCCGAGCGUCGUGCAACCAUGGCACGUGCUGACAGCGAGCCCACGAAGGCGCCUGCGGCAGCCUCGGAAGUCCAUUGUGUGCCGACAUUCUUCCGACUCGGGCCCUUCGUCUGGGCUUUCGUGGCGUUUUCUUCUGUCCUUCACUUCUUCGAGCAAUAUCUUGAGUGGAGGCAGCUGCAAAAGAACAGGGAGACUGCGGUGCCAGCGGAAUUCCAAGGUGUUGUUGAUGAGUCGAAGUUCCUGGAAUCACAGGUAUACCAGAAGGACAAGCGCCUCUUUGGCUUUGUGAAAGACUGGGUUAGCUUCAUCUAUGAUAAGGUGCAGCUCUUUCUGAUUACUCCGUGGCUGUGGCACUAUGCGGUCGCGGUCUUUGGUGAGGAGGCGGAGUACAGCUGCACCCUCUUCUGGCUCUUCCUACUGCAGUGGGUGGAAAAGCCCAUCAGCAUCCCGUUCUCCCUCUACUCCAACUUUGUAGUGGAGGACUCUUGGCUUCCGUGGCUUCUCGACCCCUGCUUCUCAUGCAUCGAGUAUGGGUCAGAAGCGCACCGGGAGCGGUUGUCACGAACACGAGAUUCACCGCGACCAGACACGUGA